CAGCGCCAUGACCGCGGCGAUGCGGCAGCGAUUCGACCGCUUCUUACACGAGAAGAAUUGCAUGACCGCCGUACUCGAGCGGAUCGAGAGCAAGACCGGCAUCAGCCGCACCUAUAUCGCUACCGGAAUCCUCGGGGUCGUGGCCGUGUACUUGGUGGUGGGAUACGGCGCGUCCCUGCUCUGCAACAUCAUCGGCUUCGCCUACCCCGCCUACAUCUCAAUCAAGGCCAUUGAAAGUCCCAACAAAGAUGAUGACACGCAGUGGCUGACUUACUGGGUUGUAUAUGGUGUUUUCAGCAUAGCUGAAUUCUUCUCUGACAUCUUUUUGUCCUGGUUCCCUUUCUACUAUAUGCUAAAGUGUGGCUUCCUGGUCUGGUGCAUGGCUCCAAGCCCUUCCAAUGGGGCAGAGUUUCUCUACCACCGGAUUAUCCGUCCUUUCUUCCUGAAGCAUGAGGCCCAGCUGGACAGUGUUGUGCAGGACCUGAAAGACAAGGCUGCAGAGGCUGCAGACACUGUCACUAAAGAGGCCAAGAAAGCAACAGUGAACUUGCUGGGUGAAGAAAAGAAGUGCACUUAGACUGGCUAAGUUUCCUUACGACCUCCUUUGUGCAGCUUGAUGUUACUGGGGACUGUGGUAUAAGUUCAAUAAUAUUGCCUUGGAAACAUUUUGAUAUAUUAAAGGAAUGUGCUGUAAGUUUACUUAAUAUUUUGCUGUGACUGAUAGAGAGUAUGCAUUUUUAUUUAAAAGCAAUGCAGUGGGCAGCAUCUAAAGCUUAAUAUUUUAUUAAUCUUCAAGCAUAAGAAAUCUUUCGGUAAUCUCUUUCUGCAGUAACAUAAAUAAAAAGUAUAUAUCCCUCAGACUCUGCACUUUAGUUGUCUCUUUGUCUGUGAAAUUACUCUUAACACUUUGAUUCUGGUACAUCUAGUAGCACAAAGCUAUUUCAUAGGGAAAAUUCUGAACAGAUCUUCUCAAAUAUACAGGGAAUCAUUGUAAGAGAUUGCAUAAUGGAUGUAUCCCCCAUUACUAAAGGUGUAAAUCCUGAAAUUACAAUUGUGAAAUUGUGAAAUUGUGAAGUCAGUUCUAGGCACCUGAUUAUAGAGAUUAUUCACUGUUGCAUGUUUUGUUGUAACACAGUAUUUGGUACAGUGUGUGUAUUCUUAAAUGGAUAGAUACUAAAUAUAGGAAAGAAUAACUUCCUUGGAGUGAUUAAGCUUAUAUUGCCUAAAGUGAUUUGCUAGAAAUGGAUGCAUUAAAUCACACAAGAUUAACACAGUGUCACUGAAGUACUUCUUCCCUAUUCUUGCUUAAAUAAGUUGUUACACGAAAUCAUUAAUAGAGUGCUUUUUAAGAUCACACUCAAAAGCACAAGCCAUCUUUAGCUAAGGAGUGGUAUCAUGACAAACACUUUCUUCUGAAUUCCUUUAAAAAUAUUAACUGCCUUGGAUGUCAGUCCUCAAAACUACAUCUUUAAGGGGACAGACUACAACUCCUAUGAGCUUUUUCUGUUCAUAAAGAUCUGCAAUCUCUUCUGACUUUACUAAGAACAACUCUGUAUGAGCACUUAAACUUCCUGAGUGGAGAUGCUCUUCUUGUUACUUGAUAUAUUCCUGACCAAUCAGUAAGAGUGCAAUCAAAGUUGCUAAGAGAAUAAAGGGAUUUUUUACAAUCAGUGUAAAAAUAUAUAUAUAUUUUUCUUAGAUUUGCAUCUGUACUCGUUCACACUGCAGUAUUUUCAACAAAAAUAAUUGCAUUAAUUAAUUAGGCAUGAAUUACUAAAAUUCCCCUAUUUUAUUCUCCAGGCUGACAUUUCUUUAAACCUAGAAUAAUGGUAUGGCAGUUCUGAGCUCACAGAACAUGCAGAUAGGAAGCAUAAGCUUUUGAUAGGAUAAAAAAUUAUUUCCAGUCCACAAUCUUGAAUUCCAAAGACUUAAUCUUACAAUAAAGUUUUGAGGACUUCUAGCUUUCUGCAACAAAUGGUUGUAUAAACAUUCAUGGUAAAUUUUCAUAUGCAAGAACUGCAAAAGUGUGAAGCACACAGUGCCACUCAGCACCUCAGUUUUAACCUGGAGAUGUAUAUUUUAUAAGAGGGGAUGUAAAAGCAUCAUAAGAGAAAGCAUUUUAAGCUUUCAGCUGGAAAAAUAGCCCUUGGGGCUAGCAGCUUGGAUAGGGAAAUACAAGACUUGCUGUACCUCGUGUUCUGUAGGGUAGCAUGCAGUUUGUCAUUUGAAGAAAAAAUGCAAAAUUUCACAGUUCAUAAUUCCUUGAAAACUUUUUGUUGGGAGUGGAUAUGCUGAAGAGGAUAAAGCUUACAGCAGUGUUCUAGGUUUUAUGCAAGUAAAAACUUUGAAGUAUAUCAACAUUUAAGUGUUUUAAUUUCUUGUCUUGCCUUCUUCUGUCGCAAACCCACUGGACUUUCAUGUAAGCCUUACUAAACCUUAGUUCUGUGUUUUAAACUCUAUCAGCUGCAUGUGAAACACUUAUGUGGCUGCUGUAAUUUAGUUACACUUCUUGAGAUUAGAUGUAACUAGAUAAAAAUAAAUGAGGAUUCUUAAUAGAUUGUUAGCUUUCAGUGCAAAAUGCUACAUAACCUUCUUAUCUAAAAGCUUACAGUAAAUUUUACUUUACAAGCCUAAUGACAUCUGUAGUAGAAACAGAAUUUGCUUUUCAUUUCUUAGAGUACUCAACAGUUCUUCCAUUGUUAUUAAUGGGGAUAAAACAUUCUAGGUAGAUGUUAGGUAAGUGUUAAAACUGUCCCUUGCAUUUAUCUCGGAACUGGAAAAGCUUUAAAUCAACUUCUUGUCUUUACCAACUCGAUAUUACCAGCACAUGCAAUCAGUGCUCUUUUGUCAGAUUUCUACUUGAAUUAGAACUACAGUCUAUUGUUAAUAGAAGUUGCCCUUGUUUUUUUGCCUUGAUGCAAGUGGAAAUGACUGAAUGUCUGCAGCAAGUUAUCCUUUCCUGCAAGUAACUCCACUGGGCUGGGCCCGCAGAUGAGUGGUUUUUUUUGGGUCUUCACAACACUUAUGUACAAAUGUUGGUACACGUUGUCUUCAUGUCUUUGCUGAAGUUGUAAUGUGCUAAAUAAAAUUGGACACAAAUAAAGAGAUUCUUAUGGGACUGGUA
This is a messenger RNA of Cinclus cinclus, 3124 nucleotides long. It is a transcript of the gene REEP5, whose product is annotated as receptor accessory protein 5. The transcript has 5 exons. Lineage: Eukaryota; Metazoa; Chordata; Aves; Passeriformes; Cinclidae. Bases 8 to 577 code for a protein of 189 amino acids. The record is from RefSeq and is a predicted model, not a curated record.